AUGGAGAGUAGCCUCAUCCCUUCAUCUACACCUCUCCUCAUCCUCCGACUCUCGAGACGUCUUUACGGCUCCCUGUCCUUCCGCAUCCUCUUCCUCUCUCUUCCUCUCGCACACAUCCCCCCCCUCUCUAGCUCUCUAUCUCUUCUCUCUCUACCUUCCCCGUCUCUUCUCUCAUCCUCUCCAUCUCUCUCUACACAAACGCCAUCUUCUUAUCAAUUCCUCCUCAACUCUCCACCAGCCGAGCCGAACCUUUGUCUCUUCCUCACUCUCUCUCUCGAGACCGCACUCCAACUCUUCAGCCUCGAUCUGUCGUCUCCCGACUCUCCAACAUCACCAAGGGAGGAGACCAAGACACAGCUCAUCUUCCCAAAAAGAGACAUUGCCUCGCAUUCCGAGCUUGCAAAGUCUGCGCCAGAGCUCUCCCUCUUUGGCUGGAGAGCACUCGAGUCCCCAGCUUCUGCAGCCGGCCACGCCAAAAAGGCAGCGCACGCACCACCAAGCAGUCCUUCCGUCUCCAAGCGGGAAUCCACUCUUGACCGCACCAGGCCACCGUCCACUCUCCUAGCACUGCACUACCACUGCAACUGCCACCCGGGCUGCCACCCCAUCAUCAUCCAUCCUCACCACUCAAGGGCUCUCUCACUCCCACUUCACCCACUACCCAUUCCCACCACCACCCCCCCAUCGCCCGCCCGCCCAUCACACAUCUGCCCCGCUCGCAAAUCCUUACCACCUCCUCCACCACCACCAUCACACGCUUGUUUGACCUGCCUGUCUGUCCACGCGCUUCCUAAUAGCGACAAACCCAAACAACCCUUCGAGAGCUUCCUCCGAGCCCUUGUAUUCCUGCUCAACCUCUCCCCACGACCCUUUCUCGACAGCGACAUGUCUCUAUCUCAGGAUCAGAUGCUGCCUGCCGGUAGCGACUUGGUCGAGGGCCUGGACCACCUUAAGGUGGGCGAUGACGAGCCACGCCUCGGCCCCGACGGGGAGCCUGCCCCCAAGACGGAGGAGGAAUACGCGCAAGCGCAGCUCACCCUGAGGGCCAUUGUCUCUUCCAAAGAGGCCGGCGUCAUUAUCGGUAAGGGCGGCAAGAACGUUGCCGACCUGCGAGAGGAGACUGGUGUCAAGGCUGGAGUCAGCAAGGUCGUGCAGGGAGUUCAUGACCGUGUGCUUACUAUCACUGGCGGUUGCGACCCGGUCUCCAAGGCCUAUGCUGUCGUGGCUCGAUCGCUGCUCGAAGGCGCUCCAGCCAUGGGCAUGGGUGGAGUCAUUCAGGGCAACGGGACGCACCCUCUCAAGCUUCUCAUCUCCCACAACCAGAUGGGCACCAUCAUUGGCCGACAAGGCCUCAAGAUCAAGCACAUUCAAGAUGCAUCCGGCGUGCGAAUGGUAGCCCAGAAGGAGAUGCUGCCGCAAUCGACCGAGCGGAUCGUCGAGGUCCAGGGUACCCCCGAGGGCAUCCAGCGCGCUGUGUGGGAGAUCUGCAAGUGCCUCGUCGAUGACUGGCAGCGAGGAACCGGCACUGUUCUUUACAACCCCGUCGUGCGAACCCAGCCCGGCGCGACUGGUUCCAGUCUUGGUGGCGGAGUGAGCUACGGCUCGCCUAGCAGGGGAGACUAUGGCUCCCCUCGUGUUACUCGGACAGGUAAUGGCGCCGAUUUUAGCAACGGCGGUCCACGUUCGUUUAAUCGCCGGUCUGAUUCUGAUGCAGCCACCCGCGGAGUGCCCACGCACGAUGAGAACGGUGAGGAGAUUCAGACGCAGAACAUCAGCAUUCCCGCAGACAUGGUUGGAUGCAUCAUCGGACGUGCUGGCAGCAAGAUUAGUGAGAUUCGCAAGACGUCCGGUGCACGUAUCUCCAUUGCAAAGGCCCCCCACGACGAGACUGGUGAGAGGAUGUUCACGAUCAUGGGCAGCGCCAAGGCAAACGAGACGGCGCUGUUUCUGCUCUACGAGAACCUGGAGGCUGAGAAGAUGCGGCGCAGCCAGGCCCAGGCGUCGUCGGAGUAG
Molecule: messenger RNA, 2013 nt
Organism: Thyridium curvatum
Lineage: Eukaryota; Fungi; Ascomycota; Sordariomycetes; Thyridiales; Thyridiaceae
Exons: 6
Coding region: 1-2013 (670 amino acids)
Biological process (GO): 3'-UTR-mediated mRNA stabilization
Cellular component (GO): nucleus; cytoplasm
Molecular function (GO): mRNA 3'-UTR AU-rich region binding
Source: RefSeq, a predicted model, not a curated record